Molecule: messenger RNA, 1332 nt
Organism: Penicillium chermesinum
Lineage: Eukaryota; Fungi; Ascomycota; Eurotiomycetes; Eurotiales; Aspergillaceae
Product: phosphatase PAP2 family protein
Exons: 6
Coding region: 1-1332 (443 amino acids)
Biological process (GO): phospholipid metabolic process
Molecular function (GO): phosphatidate phosphatase activity
Source: RefSeq, a predicted model, not a curated record
AUGUUCAAAUUCGAGUUCCCAACUUCGAGUUUUCCUGUUACACCUGCUCCGGUGAAGAGCUUCAUGUCCGCAUGGAAAUUCCGAGCAAACUACCCUUCUCAAAACGCCGGCUUCGGCCGCGCGUGCUACAUCUUCGACUAUGUGAUCUUGAUUGCCUGCGUUAUUGGUUUUUGGAUCCUCGACUCGGUCGAACCGUACCAUCAACAUUUUUCCCUCAGGAACUACACCCUCCAGUAUCCGUACGCGGUCCACGAACGCAUCCCGAUCCAGUAUGCGCUGUGCAUCUCCGGUGCUUUCCCCCUCGUCGUGAUCGCGAUCUACACACUUCUCCUCGAUGGCUUGUUCUCCCAUCACAAACCCCAAGACCCGAUCUCGGGGAAGCGCAAGCUGCGUGGGCCGUGGCGGUGGAAGGAUCGGCUAUGGGAGCUAAAUUGUGGAAUUCUUGGGCUUUUGCUCUCCCAGGCAUUGGCUUUCUUGAUUACCCAGGUUCUCAAGAAUGCAUGCGGCAAGCCACGACCGGAUAUUAUCGAUCGGUGUCAGCCUGUCCCUGGGAGUGCAGACCUAAGCCCUUAUGGGCUGUCCAACUCGACUAUUUGCACGGGCAGUCCAGCGUUGAUCAAGGACGGGUUCCGAUCAUGGCCAUCUGGACAUAGCAGCUCCUCUUUCGCCGGUCUAACUUACCUCUCCCUCUGGCUCGGUGGCAAGUUCCAUAUCAUGGACCAACGUGGUGAAACUUGGAAGACUCUCCUUGUAUCCGUUCCGCUCCUCGCAGCGACGCUGGUCGCCGUUUCUCGAAUCAUGGACGCACGCCACCACCCAUUCGAUGUGAUCACGGGGGGUGAGUCCUGGCGCAAGGGUCGGGCUUACCCCAUUCGCACCUGGGGCACGGAGCCUGUCGUGCCUGGUGGCGCUCAAUUCGCCCCUUUGGCUGGUAGUACGGAGAACCUUCGCGAUCCAAACAGUGAACGUUUAGAUGCCUUGCACCCGCGUGAGGGCUCCGUAUCGCCCGCUCCGUUUCCUAUCGCAUCGGGUUACGCCAACCAGGCCUACGAUCCCACCUCAAGGGCUCAUCCACGGCGCUCGCAUGACCAUCACCCAGACGGGAAUUACUCUUCCAGUGAGGAAGAUGUUGGUGAUGGUUAUGAGAUGCAGAGUGGAUAUCCAAUGGGUCAAAUUCCCCUGAGUAAUCCAUAUGCUCAACCCUUUGAGGCUAAUACGGCCUAUCCGUCGCAGACGCCUGCCGGGCGCCUCAAUGAUUUGGAAUCUUCUGGUGUCGUGGUUGGACAUUCUGUGCAUGAUCCGCGGGCGGUUGAUCCAGCCCACGGUAUCUAG